Klebsormidium nitens is the source of this 2370-nucleotide messenger RNA. The record is from the annotation of a GenBank genome assembly. Lineage: Eukaryota; Viridiplantae; Streptophyta; Klebsormidiophyceae; Klebsormidiales; Klebsormidiaceae.
AUGGCGGUCUUUGUGCAAGGAGCGGUCUUCUUGGCUCUCGUCCUGGCCUUCUCUAUGCAAUGCCCCAUCCCCCCUGAGAUUGGCCGCUGCACAGCCCUGGAAGUCCUGGACCUCUGGUUGAACAAUGUAACCAGCAUUCCUCCGGAGAUUGGUCAGCUGCAAAACCUGAGGGUUCUGAACCUUACCUACAACAAGCUGAAAGGCCCAAUUCCACCCGAGAUUGGUCAGCUUCGCAAGCUGGAGGCGUUACGACUCGGGGUCAACCUUCUGGAAGGCCCCAUACCAGCCUGGAUAGGCAACCUGUCUCGACUUAAGGAACUUGAACUGGGAACCUUGCCACGACUGAAUGGCUCUAUCCCGACGGAGCUGUGUCGCUUGUCAGAGCUUCAAGAACUGGAAUUGUCCUACACAAAGCUGACAGGCCGUCUUCCGGAGUGCCUGGGCACCCUUUCGCAGAUGGCUUCUCUCACCCUCUCCCUCAACGAGAAUCUCCAGGUGGGGGACAGUAUCCAGGCGGUUCUUGGAAGCCUCAGCAAUUUGACUAAGUUGGUAAUGACACAGGCCAACUUAUCGGGCCCCCUGCCUGCUGCUAUCGGCGGUCUAACCAAGCUCCAGACACUGUGGCUACCAAGCAACAAUAUCUCCUCAGUCCCUGGCAACUUGAGGAACCUGGUGCAGCUCCGAAAGGUGGACUUGUCAUACAACGCUCUCUCUGGGGAUGAAGUCCUUCCUACCCUGUGCCAGAUCCCGACUAUCGAUGAUCUGUCCCUCUUCAGUAACAACCUGAGUGGGCCCAUCCCAUCCUGCAUCAAGAACUGGUCCAGAAUGACUUGGCUUUAUCUUGGUAGGAACUCCUUUUCGGGGACGGUGCCGCCAGAGCUAGCCCUCAUUUCCAACAGAAACCUCGGGCCAAACAACCUGUCAGGGCCACUGCCUGUAGAUAUCCUGGUCAAGUUGAAGAAUCUGACUUCAGUAACUUUACUUUGUAACCGGUUCAGUGGGCCUAUUCCCCCUGGGAUUAUGAAUCUUACCGCGCUAUCUUCUUCGUUGGACCUAUUCUCCAAUGAGCUCGAAGGCCCUAUCCCCUUAGAGAUCGGACUGAUGACCAAGUUAUCCACGCUUAACCUGGCUUCCAACAAUAAAAAUACCUCUAACCUAUUCAGCCUCUACCUGAGCUACAACUCUCUGAGCGGGACUAUUCCCCCGGUCUGGUUUGAGGGAGACGGGUUGGGCAGCUUAUAUUUGGACCACAACCGCCUUUCCGGUUCCAUCCCUCCAUAUGUGGGCAAGAUGAAACAACCCGAUUAUACACAAGGGUUUCUGAACUACCUCCUUCUAGACCUGUCUUCCAACCAGUUCAAUGGUAGCAUCCCCACUGAGGUCCAGCAACUGUCCUCGUCAAUGCUUACAUUCAACCUAUCCAACAACGACCUCUCGGGCUCUAUCCGGUUGCCGCCAGCUCUUGUCAACCUGGGGGGGGCCCUCGCAGAUGCUGAUGCUUUCUCGGGAGCGCUGGAUUUGAGCAACAACGGGCCUCUAGCGGUGCUUCCGGGAGCCAACUUCAGCGGGCGCGAUGUGAUCGCGCUUCCCAACCUGACCUUCACGGGGACAGCUCCUUUGGUUGCGCCUGACCUGCGUGUCAUGCAACUAGGGUCGGACAAGAUACGGGCCGGCAAGAAGCUAGACCUCCGGGCGUUGCCGGCUACCUGCCCUUACGUGAGCUACACCCACGGCAAAGUGUCCGACAUCGUAUUUUGGGACGCGUGCUACUCCAGUUCGGGGUGCGUUGUAAACCUGGUGGGUACGGGAUCCAAGCUGAGUGCAGCGACUAGAGAGGAGGUGUGCCUCAACCGGAUCUCGGUGUUCUUGGAGGGGGACGCGCCGGUCGUGGUCUUCCCCUACGGAGCGCCUAAAAACAGCUACCUUGGCAACAGCCGGGGGGCGCAGUACCGCUUCAACGAGAGCAACUUUAUCGACAAGAUCGACCUGGGGCGCGGGGGGUCCGCGUACACCGGCGGCGCGAGCGGAAAGAAGCGAGCGCCGGUGAUUGCGCUGGGUGCCUACUUAUUUAACCUCGGUCGUGGGCUCCUGACGUGGCUCGAUCUGGCGACGGAUGUUGCCGUCAUGGCGUCUAUUUGGGGCGGUUGGUCCGCGUGGUUUCUCCUGGCGUUUAUCGUCGUGCCUUAUGCUCUGAGCGCCGCUUGUGGCGUCCGUGUGUAUCUGGAGACGGGCUCGGCUGAGAUACUCCGCCAGGUGCGUUUCACGUGGGUCUGUUACACCAGGGGGGCUACACCCCAUGACCCCACGCCCCUGAAGAGCUUCCCUACGUGGAAAUACCCCCUCGUGGUCCUUCUUUCCCCAUUGGUGUAA